Molecule: messenger RNA, 2310 nt
Organism: Aspergillus saccharolyticus JOP 1030-1
Lineage: Eukaryota; Fungi; Ascomycota; Eurotiomycetes; Eurotiales; Aspergillaceae
Product: Las1-domain-containing protein
Exons: 14
Coding region: 114-2162 (682 amino acids)
Biological process (GO): rRNA processing
Cellular component (GO): Las1 complex
Molecular function (GO): hydroxyacylglutathione hydrolase activity; endonuclease activity
Source: RefSeq, a predicted model, not a curated record
GGUCAAUCGAGAUUCAGCAGAGAAAUACCUCAAGGGCAGCUAUUCGUAUAGGCUCCUACGGGUUGUGCUGUUUCUACUGGGAGGAUCAGAAGACGUUGUGUGUCCGUUCCAAGAUGGCCAAAGUCAUCUUCACGCCAUGGAAGGAGCAAUCCCAAUUACUGGCGGUGCGGGAUCAAUUCUACCCUCCGCCGCUAUACGAUGGUCCGGACAUGCGGUCCAGGGCCUGCGCCACAGUUGGCGCAUGGAAACUGCGAGGCAACCUCCCUCACCCCGUUGAGGCGACCGCCUUGUUGACGGAUGCAAUCCUUCAUGACGAUGCGCAGAAGAAUUCCAUCUUCUCCAUCCGCGCGACCUAUGCGGCGGCUUUUUGUCGCUUCGUAACGUGUCUCGUCGACUCCAAGCUCGGCGGCCAGCGUCGGACCAUGUUCCAGCGCGCCCUGGACCUGGGCCUCCCCGCCUCGUUCGUGGAGCUGCGCCACGAGGCAACGCACCGCGAGCUACCGUCCCUGACGGUGCUGCGCAACGCCUCGCAGCGGUCUCUUGAGUGGCUGUGGGAUUACUACUGGGCCAAGACGGAGGGCUCUUCUGCGGGUCUGGAAAUGGCGGUACGGGGUGGUGUGGUUGCGAACCGGGAAGGCGACGAGGGGGAAGAGGAGGCAGAGGAAGUUGAUCUCGAGCCGCUCAAGUCGGCUCUGCGGGACACGCUCCAGCAGGUUGUUGCCGAAGGAGUGGAGCAGCCCCCAAGGAAAAAACGCAAGGUCCAGCAGCAUCUGUCCGCCGUCACGAACGAGGUGGUGUCUGCGUGUCGCUCGUCGGGGCGGGGGGUGGCAGCGUUGUCAAGUGUUCUGGUGCAGGAUUCGUUGUUGGUGUCUGAAACUCGGAGAUUAGGUGAUUCCAUGGCCGAUGAUUUCGACAGAUGGGAUCCGUUGCUACAGAGGAUUGCAGACGCGCAAUCGACGUUUCUGUCGGGUCUGACGGAGGAAUUGGUGGAUGCAUUGGCGUUGACAGCACGGCCAGACGAGGCUAAGACGGAACCCCGCUGCGAAGGGAUCUAUUUGUGGCUGGACCACAUUCUGGGGUCGGCGCAAUGGGAGUCGAGGAGACGGCUUAUCUCGUAUGCGUAUAUGCUGGCGGCGUGUGAGCAGGGUGGGAACCAUUGGACGAAUCUCUUGCGGGAGAGGCUGGCUGAGAGACAAGAUGAGGGGAUAUAUGGACUCAUCGCAAGCGUCUUAAUUGCUCCCCCGCAUCGCAGUCAGCUGCUCCAACACACACCUGUCCCUCAUGGCCCUUCCCUUCACAAGAUCAAUUCUUUCAACUGUUCGGUCUCGUCCAUUGAGGUUUCAAUCCACAUCAUCCAGAGCCAUGCAUAUCCAAUCGAUUCCAAUGUCUUGCUGUGGACAACUGCUGAACUCUCUCCAGGGACCGGCAAGGGCAACAAUUAUGCCUAUCUGGUCACUGACGAGCCCACCAAGCAGUCGGUCAUCAUCGACCCGGCCAACCCGCCCGAGGUGACCCCGGAGCUCGAAUCGCAGAUCAACGCCGGCAAGAUUGAGCUCACGGCGAUUGUGAACACCCACCACCACUGGGACCACGCUGGCGGUAACAACGAGCUGCUCAAAACCUUCGGCAAACUGCCCGUCAUCGGCGGCAAGGACUGCCAAUCCGUCACGCAGACGCCCGCCCACGGCGAGACGUUCAAGAUCGGCGAGCGCAUCUCCGUCAAGGCGCUGCACACGCCCUGUCACACGCAGGACAGCAUCUGCUACUUCAUGCAGGACGGGGAUGAAAAGGUGGUGUUCACGGGGGAUACUUUGUUCAUUGGAGGAUGUGGUCGGUUUUUCGAGGGGACUGCGCCCGAGAUGCACAAGGCGUUGAAUGAGACGCUGGCGGCUUUGCCGGAUGAUACGAGGGUUUAUCCGGGUCAUGAAUACACCAAGGGAAACGUCAAGUUCUGUCUCGCGGUGUCGGAAUCCGAACCUAUCAAGAAGCUGGCGGCGUUUGCCGAGGCGAACCAGGAGACGCAGGGCAAGUUUACGAUUGGGGAUGAGAAGCUUCACAAUGUCUUCAUGCGCGUGAAUGACCCUGAGAUUCAGCAGAAGACCGGAAAGACGGAUCCGGUGGAAGUGAUGGCGGCCCUGAGGGAGAUGAAGAAUGCCAUGUAGGGGUGCGCUGGUGUCGUGUUGAGACUACUGGUUCGAGUUUCGGGCGUUGACAGGUGUACUGUGUAGGAGUGACAAAUGUAGCAGACUGAUAAGUAGUGGAGUAUUCACUUUAUACGAGUAACUUCUGAACAUACUGGGACUUAUUUAA